Stylophora pistillata is the source of this 3215-nucleotide messenger RNA. RefSeq names its product aurora kinase C. Gene Ontology annotation, biological process: protein phosphorylation. Lineage: Eukaryota; Metazoa; Cnidaria; Anthozoa; Scleractinia; Pocilloporidae. Gene Ontology annotation, molecular function: protein kinase activity; ATP binding. The record is from RefSeq and is a predicted model, not a curated record.
CACCUCCCACUCGAUCUUGUCUCUUCUCUACUCAAACACCUAGACACACCGUCUUUUCAACUUUUUUUUGUUCAUAAAUGUACUUUUAUUUUGUUGAUACUGUCUUUUAGUUUUUUUUUUAGUUUUUCGUAUGGUUGUUGUUACUCCAAAUCUCCUCCAGAAUAAAUUACUGGUUACUUCAAGACACCCUUUCCAGGCUCUAGAAAGUUUCAAUUCCUUUCAUUUUCACACCCAUCCUCUCCUCCUUCGAUAAAUAAAGAACGGUUCUGUUUAUUACCUUUCCCACCAUUUUCCGUUUUUGUGUACAAGAAGCUAGGCUUUUUAAAAGUGAAGUGUCAAAAUAAUCCACAAUUGAAAACGUCCACCACUGAGAGACUCCAUUAUUCUGCGGUGUUUUCUUACGGCCAAUAAUGAAGAAACUUUCAAAAUGUGUGGGUUUUCCAACGAAAACGAAAAGUCAUGGCUUGGCAAGCUGUUGACGAGUUUAUAACGAUUAAUUUGUGCUCCUAAAAUGAGAGCUCGAAAGUACUGGGAACAUACGUAUCUCCACUACCCUCCCCACACCCAUCACCCUGGCAUCAUUGUAAUGCGCGGUCCGACCUGGAAACAAGUCUGCUAUGUCUCUUUUCCUAAUAUGGGUAGCAGUUUUCAUUUUGACCAAUAAGAUGCACGCUUUAACCCAACGUACGAAAUUCGAAGUUUUAAUCUGGCGUUUUAACUUUUCGAAGCACGUAAUGUUUUGGAGAAGAGCAAGCACAUUAUUUGGAAUCGAAAAGUUAAUCAAUUUCUCAGCAUAGGAAAAGUUAGAUCAACAAGAAAUAUGGAUGUUCUCAAAACGAAUGGAGUUAACAACAACGCGAACCCACAGCGUGUUGCUCUGAAAGAAACACAAGACUUGAAAGUUAAACUGCAAGAAUGCCUUCACCUAUCGACAUCGAACAACCAAGCUAAUCGACAAUUGCAACAGGCAAAUCACAAACCGAAUGGAUGGAUAAAACAAGAGCACUCUUCUGCACAAAAUCAUCGCCAACAUCAUCACCAGGUUGAACGAACAGAUGACAAAUCGUCUGCACAUUCACAAGAUGAAAAUAAAGAAAACAACGAGAAAGAACGCUCUAAGAAGUCCAAGGCCUGUUGGUCACUGGAUGACUUUGAUAUUGGCAAGCCGCUAGGAAAAGGAAAAUUUGGAAAUGUGUACCUGGCAAGGGAUAAGAAGAGUAAAUACAUUGUAGCCCUUAAGGUCUUGUUUAAAUCACAGUUAGAGAAAAAUAACGUGGAACACCAACUUAGAAGGGAAAUUGAAAUUCAGUCUCAUCUCAGGCAUCCCCACAUUCUUCGCCUUUUUGGUUAUUUCUAUGAUAAGACAAGAGUAUAUCUUAUCUUAGAAUAUGCUCCAAGAGGUGAGCUGUACAAAGAGUUGAAUAAAGUUGAGAGGUUUGACGAGAAAAAAUCCUCAAAUUAUAUUCGUCAACUAGCACAAGCUUUAAAGUAUUGUCACUCAAAGAAAGUCAUCCAUAGGGACAUCAAACCAGAAAACCUUCUUCUUACCCUCAAGGGAGAUUUAAAAAUUGCUGAUUUUGGUUGGUCAGUUCAUGCUCCCUCGUCAAGGCGGACAACACUCUGUGGAACACUAGAUUAUCUCCCUCCUGAGAUGAUUGAAGGAAAAGCACAAGAUGAAAAGGUUGACCUUUGGAGCCUUGGAGUGCUGUGUUAUGAAUUCCUUGUUGGAAAGCCUCCUUUUGAAGCUGAUGGUCACCAUGAAACCUAUCGCAGAAUCUCAAGGGUUGACCUCAAGUUUCCAAGUUAUGUUUCAGAAGGGGCACGAGACCUAAUUUCUAAGCUUCUUGUGCAUGAUCCAAGCAAACGACUUCCUCUGAAUGGUGUCCUUGCACAUCCUUGGAUAAGAAACAAUGCAAGCGAAACAGAAAUGCAAUCUACUUGUAGUUAUACAGCAACAAAGCCAUAGUUCCAGAUAUUGUGCAAAUUUAUUAGUCAAUGUAAAUACCUUAGCAUGUCUCCAGAAACUUAAUUUGUAUAUAGAGGUGGGAAAUAGUUUAUUUUUGCUGAAGCCAUUGAAUUAUGCACUUAUGAAUGAUAAAUGAGAUUACAGUAUGUUUUUGACAUCAAUGAUAAAAAUUUCAACACUGCAACUUCUUUUAAGAUAAACAUCUUUACAAAAAAAGCUACCAUAAAUUAGUGUACCUUAUUUACUUUCACAGUGUUUGCUUAAUUCCUUACCGGUUAAAGGCAAUGAAGUGGUUGUAUUGUAAACUAGACUUUUUCCCUAACUUCACCACAGGGCUUUUCAAUGCCUAUCCAUCAGCACAAUUAUUGUCAGGGAUACAUAAAAUAUUUUGUUUUUGUUGUGUAGUAAAUUACUGUAAUGAACCAAAGUAGUAAUUAUGGAUCCAAGGCUACAUUUCAUUAAUUACCCUCCUGACUAAUUUUUGGAAAACUAUUAAAAGUAGAGUUUAUCAUUAAUUUCGCAGGUGGAAAUUUUUCCAAAAAAAAGUACUUGCGAGAGGGUUUUUCUCACUCUUUGACCAAUAUUAACAAAUCUUGUUUGGAUUGGUUUAAAACCAUUACAUUUGUCAUAAUGCCAGUGACUAUUUGAUGUAAUAAAAAUGUUUCUGUCUGCUCAAAGAAAUGUUGUUUCUUCACUUAACAAAAUGUGGGGUUGUAAACUUAUUCCCAUGUCAACAAUGUUGUAAGGAAUUAUAACCAAAUUUCAAAAUCUUGUGCUAGUUACAACCAUGUGGGUUUUAACCUGGACAGAAACUUCCCAUUUAGCUGGAAAAUGGUGAUUUACAUAAACCCUCAAAGCCACGAACACCAGAAAUAUUUUUGGAAUGUGAUUGUGUAAAAGGAAAUGAACCAAUCAGGUUUGAGGAAUAUUUCAUGUACACAGUAAUUCUAAACUCCUUGACAAGCUUGGAAUGUGAACCAAGUGUUAAUUCCUAUUUGGACUUGAAUGAAAUAUCCACUGCCAAAUUAUCUAAAAUUUUGCUCCAUUUGUUUUCAAAAUGAGUCUAUAAAUCACUGCAUAAAUUUUUCCCUCCUUACACAUAUUCUGCAUCUUGAGUGAAAAAUCUAUUGAAUUUAUCCGAGUGUAAAUUUUAAGUCACCAUGUGCAACAAUUAAUUUCUAAGUGCCUGACAGAACUACCCUCAGUAGCUGGAAAAAAAAAAAACAAACUAGUGGGUAUUUGGCAACCC